Rosa chinensis is the source of this 1143-nucleotide messenger RNA. Its product is annotated as protease Do-like 1, chloroplastic. NCBI's taxonomy places the organism in Eukaryota, Viridiplantae, Streptophyta, Magnoliopsida, Rosales, Rosaceae. The coding region runs from base 209 to 955 and encodes 248 amino acids. The transcript has 2 exons. The record is from RefSeq and is a predicted model, not a curated record.
AGUCGGUUUGUUUUGGGAAUUUGAUAUUGAUGCUGCGAAUGCUUGUUCUGAUAAUCAUUGGAAGUCGGUAGCCAAACCCUUAAGGGUCUCUCUCUCUCUCUCUCUCUCGCUGGACUUGAACCCUAAAAUUAAGCACCGUGCCACAGUCACCUCUUUUGUCUCUCUCCUCUCUCUCUACUGGUUGGUCGACAGCUCUGUGAGGUGUGAGAUGGCCACCACUUUCGCGAGAGCACAAGAUGUCCCUCCAUUCUCUCCCCUUUUAGAAACAGAGAAACCACCCUUCUUCAAAAAGAUGAGAAAUUCAGUUGUCGUUACUUUUCAAGUUAUUUCAAAAAAGAGGGUUGGUGUUGGUAGUCGGGCUCGGGCUGGUGAGGAUGAAAAUGACAUCCGAUAUGGGUCAGGUUUUGUGUUUAGUAGUGAAGGUCAUAUUUUGACUUGGGGGGAUAACAUCAAAGGAAACAAGAGCUCAAAGAUACAGGUUCAAUUUUUUCAGCAAAAUGAACCGAUAGAUGCCAGUGUUGUUUAUAGCCAUCCAACAAAAAAUGUGGCUAUUUUGAAGCCAAAAGAUUGUCUCCACCGGCCGGUUGCUUACGCUGAAUUAGCUGAUAAUGAAGCUGAAGUUGGUAUGGAAGUGUAUUGCAUAGGACACCCUCUUGGGCUGACCUACAAUAUGCUUAUAGGUCAAGUGGGUUUUCCUGGUGCUAGGCAGUAUGGCGAGUUUGUGGAAUUAGAUAAUAACAGAAUUUUGAGGGGCAAAGCAGGAUUGGAUGACAAGCUGGCCCUAAUUCAAUUGAAUAACAUUCAUGGCAGUGAUGCUAUAGAAGGGGCACCAGUUUUCGAUGCAAGUGGGAGAGUCCUUGGAAUGCUAGCUUUUUGUCUUACGCUGUUCGACUUUGCUAUUCAUCACAAGGAAUUAAAGGCAGUCAUUGGAGAAUUCAAAGGCAACAAAGGAUGAUUGUGGAUUAUGAAGAGGAAGACUGCCACUAGAAGAUUUAAUGUAAUUUGAAUAUUUGGACUGCAAACUAAUAUGUUAUGUAAUUUAUUUGAUUAUCAACUCAGAGGUUAUAUGUAUGACAGUAAGACUGAUAUUUAUGAUAUUUAAUUUAAUUUGCUUAUUAUUCUGCCUUUGUUAACAUCCAUAAA